AUGGAAGAAACCGAUCCAUUCAAGUUGCCUUCAGCUGGCUCUCACUCGGAUGCUACCUCUAACCAUAGUUCCGGGAAAUCGGAUCACGAGCAGAAGCAAGAGCAGGAGCAAGAGCAGGAACAGGAACAUGAAGAUACUGGAAACCAUACUUUUGGUGGUAACACUAACGGUAGCAGUAGUAGCAGCAGCAGCAGCCAUGGGGAGGAAGCUCAAGAUCAGGAGGAACAAGAUGAUCCUAAACUUGAAGGAGGUGUACCGGAAACUAUUGAGAUCAGACAUGAUCCAACUCUGGACCAAACCAGGUCAAUUCCAAUUCCUCCUUUGAUGCUAGAAAAGAUUGUUGCAUGUCGAUUGGGCUCGAGCAAUGACGGAGACCACGCUGGUGCUGUCGAAGGCAGUUCCCAAGUACAUGCAGGUAAUAGUUAUACUACAUGUACCGGUACCGGCACGAGCACCAACACUGUAACUGAACAGGGCACAAAAGCAGGACAACUUCGAAAAGUCCAUGAGUCAAACUGUGGCAAGAAGGAAGAAGCGGCCAUUUCGCAGGGUAAGAUUGUGCCCAUACAAGAAGCCACUCUACGCUUGGAAGCUGCCAGAGAUAUGCAAAAGCACACACAAACAGACACAGAAUCCGAUACUGGUACUGACAUGACUCUGCCAGGAGCCUAUGCUGUUGCUACCACGCCUACCCAUACCAGUACCGCUACGACCAACGCCAAUACACGUAUACAUACGGGUAUACAUAGUCAAGGAGACUCUACAUCACCUGAGCUUGCAUCUCAAACUGAUACAUCAUGUGCUCUCCAGGCUCAAUAUGAUCCUCCUCCAAAUGGUCCUGCCCCGGAAGGACAAGCCACUACCACAGACAAUUGUCGUCAUUCAUCCUUAUCCCAUCCUCGAGACUCUCAAGCAUCCUCUUCGACGACAACGGCUGGUGUCAUCACCACCACUGAUGACUCUCUACAAGCAUCCAGCAGUUCCAAUCAACUGGCAACGGCCACGGCAUUUCAAAUCAACGAAGCCGACCUCGAGGACGAAAUUAGAAACAGAAUUCUCAGUGAAGCUGUCGAAGCUGAUGUCGUUACUUUAGUGCAAGACGAUAAAACACACCUGGAGGGCCAAGCAGCGUCGGAUGACAGCAAGAAGUCAAACAAUAACACAAUGGCGGCUUCUUCCAAGUGGUGCUUGGCUCUGCUUGCUCUUAUCGUUGCCCUGGCCAUUGCCAUUCUCAUCGCAGUCGUCGCAUCCAUGCAAAAGAAUAAAAAUGACAAUGGUCAGAAUCAAGUCAGAGAUAAAAAUGCAUUGGCAUUCAAUCCCAACCGAUCCACUCUUGAAAUCAUUCGGGAACGGGGGGCGGUACGAUGCGGAAUCUCGGGCGAUAUUCCGGGCUUUAGCCACCCCAACCCGGACACGGGGAUCAUGCAAGGCUUGAAUGUGGACCACUGCCGCGCCAUGUCCAUGGCUGUCUUUGGAACACCCGACAAUAUUGAGCUCGAACGCAUGAAACCCAAAGACAGAUUCGUCAAGCUUGCCAAUGGAACCGUGGAUGUGCUUACCAUAACCACAACUCACACCAUGGCAAGAGAUGUUUUUGAGGCCACUUCCCAGACAGGACACACGUUCUCGGCGCCGUUCUUUUACAGCGGGCUCAUCUUUGCUGGACUGCACGAGUUUGUCGAAUGUGCCGACAAUCUCGAUAGUGUUUUUGGAAUCUGUCGGAGCCUCCAAAUCUGUGUCAUUACUGGAACCACUCAUGAAGCCAUUCUACAAGAUUUGGUCCCAGGGGGCAUUGUCAUUGCUGCAGGGUCCCUCGGAGAUAUGAUUGACAAGUUUGCGGCCGGAGAGUGCCAUGUCAUGGCUUCUGAGCCUCCCAACCUUCCCUUUUCCAGGAUACAAGAAUCAGGUUACGAUGGGCCCUUUACUCACGGCCACAAAAUGUUCUCACGAGAGCCUCUUACGUUGGUCACUCGAAAACACGACGCGGAAUGGUCCAACUUGGUCAAUACGAUAGUCAAUGUCAUGUACUUGGCCGAGUCCCAUGGCAUUACCCACUCCAAUGCGGCGGAAUUGUACCAGUUGCUGCUUCCUGUCAAUCCCACUGCCGCCGACAAGGAGCUGGCAUCCAUGAUGGAAUCGGUUGUGGCGGAAAUCGGGAACUACGCAGAUGUGUACCAUCGUCAUGUGGAACACAUCAUUCCUCGACGAGGCCUGAAUCUUCUCUAUCACCAUCAUGAUGAACAUGAAACUCUUUCCCCCCUUUCUUCUGCCAACGGAUUGCUCUUUUCGUUUCCUUUAGGAAAAGUCGAUACGAAGGGGUAUCUGCAAGGACCAACGCUGCAACGGAUUCUGAGCCGUGGUUUUUUGCGCUGCGGGGUGGCCCCCUCCUUGAUCGAGGACGUCUUUCCGAGUCUGCGGGACCUCAACAUUGAGUUUUGCCGAGCCCUUUCCGCGGCUCUUUUCGUUGGUGAUACGGACGCGGUUGAGAUUGUCGAGCUUGAAGGUGUUGUGUCAUCCGAGCAAUGCACUUCUACAACCGGUACCGGUACAAGUGACGACGACGGAGCCUCUGUGGAUAUAGUGGCUGGAGUGCGAAUGACGAUCCAACUGGACUACCAGGGUUGCUCGUUUUCACCUGCCUACUUCUACGACGAUGCAUCUGGUAUUAAAAGUGCCAUUGCUCUGAUGACAGGCGACAACGAUACAGAGUGGUCUGACUUUGUGUUCUGGAUAGUCAUGAGCCUAAUUUCCGCGGAGGAGCAGGGCAUUGAAGCCAGGAGCAUUGAUGAGAUGAAAGUUGUAAAUCUGUAUGGAGAGCAGCUCAAGCAGAGCCUUCGUGACUGUGUUCUCUCAGUUGGCACCUAUGGCGACAUUUUCAACCGCACAAUGCUGUCUGCCGGUGUUCAUCGCGAAGGUGGCAAUCUGUUGAAUACAGGGCCAGGCUUUGGCCCACAGCAAUAUCCAGUUCCAUUUCAAUAG
Seminavis robusta is the source of this 2979-nucleotide messenger RNA. Lineage: Eukaryota; Bacillariophyta; Bacillariophyceae; Naviculales; Naviculaceae. The record is from the annotation of a GenBank genome assembly.